Apis cerana (Asiatic honeybee) is the source of this 1543-nucleotide messenger RNA. RefSeq lists its product as uncharacterized. The record is from RefSeq and is a predicted model, not a curated record. NCBI's taxonomy places the organism in Eukaryota, Metazoa, Arthropoda, Insecta, Hymenoptera, Apidae.
UAAAAAUUAAAAUAUUAUUAUAUUAUUAUAUAUAUUAUUUGUAAUAUAAUAUUGUAAUAUUGACGUUAAAAUAUCGCAUAAUAUUAAUAUAGAUCGCAUAACAGAAACCCACAUAUUUUAACGAGGAAGUUUAGAUUAACGCAAUUAACAUAUUUUCGAAUAUAUCUAAAUAGUAUACUUUCACAAGAUAAAAGAUGAGGGUAACCCACAGGUUUCGAAUUUUGUCAAAUAGCUUCGUCAAUUUCUUUUUCAUUCUUGUUCGAAACAUCGUACAGUAACAAUGAAUUUCUCGAUCCUCGUGCUUUUAACUAUUGGUAUUGAUUAUACCAAAGCAUAUCAUAAAGUUAGUGCAACGACGGAACAUUCAAAAAUAAUUCAUAGAUCGUUACGAGAAACUACUACGAAUAAUAGCAACAUACAAAUACCCGAGAAAAAAAUCUCUUUGACAGAUAUUCUGUACUCGAAAGAGAAUUUGACUAAAUUAGAAGAAUCGGAAAGAAAUAUGAAGAAAGAAGUUGGCUCUUCGAAUAGAAAAUCGAAAAUUUUAAGAAGUUUGGCUUUGCUAGCCGGUUUAAGUGUCGGUAAUUUGACAAAUGCAGCGUCGACCGACGUAAAAACGUAUACUAAAUUUCCAUCGUUGAAUGUCGAUACGUCUCGAAUUUCAUCUCCUCUUGCUACGAUCUAUAAUCCUUAUCCCUAUGUCUCGUAUCCUUAUAUAUUUGCCACUCCUCUAGGAUUUUAUCCCCCUUUGUUGGAUUUAUUAAGAUUACAAUCAAUUAAUGGAUUACAAAACGUUCAACCGAGUUCGUUAAAUCUAUUGGACAACAAAAUCACUGAUCAGAACGAGUAUGGAGAGGCUCAAAAAAUUGAAAAUAUCAAAACGCCAAGUAAGCAAAACAUCAACAUAAAUACAGACAUCCAAGAGGAGGAGGACCAGAACGAAGAAGGCAAGUUUCCAUCUUCUAAUUUAUUAUGUAAUACGCAGAAAGAAGUUAAUGCGAAGCAGAGUAACACGUUGAAAAAUAUCGUCAAAGAUAAUUCUUUUACGAUAGCAUUUCGAGCCGCGAACACAACAACAACUAACACAACGACGCCUGGAAAUAUGACCCAAACUGACAAUUCGACUCAAACAAGUCCACCUUUUUACUAUGGCGGAUAUCCACAAAAUAUACACCAUAUCGAUUUCACUACGAAAGCGUAUGAACCUUAUUAUUACAGUUACCAGCAUAUCAAUUAUGAUUUGCCCUCGUAUAACAAACCAGUAGAUUUUCACUGGGAUGAAACAUAUAAUAAUUAUUAUCCUGUUGCACAUGUUGAUCAUUAUCCAGAUCACUUUCAUCAACAAAUUCCCGAAUAUCGUUCUAACGAUUUCAAAAAAUUUUCGUACACGCCUGACAAUAUACCAUCAUUCGCCAACAAUGAUUUCAAACCUAUAUUGUAGAAUCAAUGUAAUGUCAUUAUAACGUAAUGUAUCAACAUGUACUAACGUGUGUAAUCACGAUAAAAGAUUUAAUAAAUCAAUUUUUUUUUAUUGACAAAUUAA